This is a messenger RNA of Phytophthora nicotianae INRA-310, 231 nucleotides long. RefSeq lists its product as hypothetical. The transcript has a single exon. Lineage: Eukaryota; Oomycota; Peronosporomycetes; Peronosporales; Peronosporaceae. The record is from RefSeq and is a predicted model, not a curated record. The annotation marks the transcript as partial.
UCGUUCGUUGAGCGACUUCAAAAGCGUCGCCGCCUGAAGCAGCACCAACCAGAUUAUGAGCUGCUGAGUCGGAUUCCGCCGACCUCGAGCGUUUGCAGCGUUUUCAGCGUCGCUCGAGCAACGUUCGGGCUGCAACGGCACUCUCUGCAGCCGUAUACGCUGGAAAUGCUUCUGUUCCUGCGUCAAAACGAGAGAUUUUGGGAUGCCCGUACGGUCGAAACGUCUGAAUAG